Messenger RNA from Erythranthe guttata (spotted monkey flower), 2245 nucleotides. RefSeq names its product BTB/POZ domain and ankyrin repeat-containing protein NPR1. Gene Ontology annotation, molecular function: protein binding. The record is from RefSeq and is a predicted model, not a curated record. Gene Ontology annotation, biological process: defense response to fungus; defense response to bacterium; systemic acquired resistance, salicylic acid mediated signaling pathway. Gene Ontology annotation, cellular component: cytoplasm; nucleus. NCBI's taxonomy places the organism in Eukaryota, Viridiplantae, Streptophyta, Magnoliopsida, Lamiales, Phrymaceae.
CUCUAAUAAAACCCGACCGACUCUCAUAUCUGAAUCAAAUACAAUACAUGGAUGUACAAUUGUACAAUUCUAUACAUACAAUCACGUAUGUAUAAUUCUAUACACACACUUCACACCUGCGUAGCUACUACUUACUAUCCAUCCAUGGCGAAGCUCGGGGUUUUGUGUAUAUAAUACAUGUCCCGACCCGGCCGAAAUGGACAGCCGAACCGCGUUCUGCGAUUCGAAUGACGUCAGCGGCGGGAGCAGCAGCACCUGCUGCGCGGCCACCGCCACGGAUUCAUCGCUGUCGCCGUCUCCGGUUCAGCUGCCGGCGGACGUGGCCGCAAUCAAACGCCUCUCCGACACCCUGGAGUCGGUCUUCCUGUCACCGUCCGACUCUGAUUUCUUCGCCGACGCACGGCUAGUUGCCGCCUCCGGUAAGGAGAUUCCAGUACACCGGUGUAUAUUAUCGGCGCGGACCCCUUUUUUUAAGAAUUUGUUUGCGAGUAGGGAGAGGAAUGCGAAAUUGAAGCUGAAGGAGUUGAUGAAGGAGUACGAUGUUGGCUACGACGCGCUGGUGACGGUGCUGGCGUAUCUUUAUAGUGGGAAAAUUAGGGCUUCGCCGAAGGAUGUCUGCGUGUGUGUGGACGAUGAGUGCUCGCAUUUGGCGUGCAGGCCGGCCGUAGCUUUCAUGGUGGAGGUUCUGUAUGCCUCCUUUAUCUUUCAGAUCAGUGAAUUGGUAGCCAGGUUUCAGAAUAGCCUGAUGGGCAUUCUUGACAAGACUACUACAGACGAUGUUUUGAUGGUUUUAUCUGUUGCAAACAUGUGUGGCACAGUAUGUGGGAGUUUGCUUGCUAGGGCCAUUGAGAUUGUUGUCAAGUCUGAUCUUGAUGUAAUAACUCUUGAGAAAUCAUUACCCCAGCACAUUAUAAAACAAAUAAACGAGUCAAGGAUAGCACUUGGCUUACUAUCACCUGAAAACAGUACUUGUCCAGAUAAACAUGUCAAGAGAAUACACCGAGCUUUGGAGUCCGACGAUGUUGAGUUAGUCAGGAUGCUACUCAAGGAAGAGCGUACAAAUCUCGAUGAUGCGUAUGCAUUACAUUAUGCUGUUGCGUACUGUGAUUCAAAGACCACAGCGGAACUACUUGACUUAGCAAUCGCCGACAUAAACCAGAGGAAUCCAAGGGGUUACACUGUGCUUCAUGUUGCUGCAAUGAGAAAAGACCCAAAAAUCAUAGUAUCUCUGUUGACCAAGGGAGCUAGGCCAUCAGAUCUCACUUCAGACGGCCGGAAGGCCCUUCAGAUAUCUAAGAGGCUUACAAGGGCUAUUGAUUAUUACGGAAGUACCGAAGAAGGGAAAUCCACCCCUAAGGAUCGGUUGUGCAUCGAGAUCUUGGAACAAGCCGAGAGACGAGAUCCAUUACCAGGAGAAGCUUCGAUGUCUCUUGCUCUGGCUGGCGAUGAUUUACGCACAAAGUUACUUUAUCUUGAAAACAGAGUUGCAUUGGCCAAACUUCUAUUCCCCAUGGAAGCUAAAGUUGCCAUGGAUAUUGCUCAAGUCGACGGAACUUCUGAGUUCCACUUAAGUGGAAUCCACAAGAAUCAGGCUGGUUCCCAGAGGACAGAGGUCGACUUGAACGAGGCACCUUUCAAGAUCAAAGAGGAACAUCUGAACAGGCUGAGAGCCCUCUCCAAAACUGUGGAACUCGGGAAACGAUUCUUCCCACGAUGCUCGGCUGUACUAAACAAAAUCAUGGACAGGGAUGAUUACCCUGAUAUAGCUCAGAUGGGGAAUGGUUCUCCUGAAGAAUGUCCUUUGAAGAGGCAAAGGCGCAUGGAAAUUGAAGAAGUUUUAAGCAAGGCAUUUACGGAAGAUAAAGAAGAAAUCGACCGUACGAUCAACCUAUCAACGUCUUCUUCAUCCUCAUCCGUCGGAAUCAUGAGACCAAAUGGUAUGCUCCCUUUCAAGAACUAAGUUCUAGGAAUAACGUUUAUAAAUUUAUUUAUUUUGCUCCAUAAUGAGCCAAUAAAAGUGGUAGUUUUGCAAUCCUUGUCUAAUUACUAAUUAGCCCUCCAAAAUUUACUCAUUGUGAAUUUUCUCCAAAAUUAACUCAAUCAUUGAACUUUUUGAGUACACGUGGCUCUUAAUCUGUGGGUGUGAAUCAUAUCAUAUUAUUUGUUUGAAGUUUCUAGGAGAUGUAAUGUUAAUUAAUUGUAAUCACUUGUUUUGGGUUAGAAAGGGACGGACAUACUUAGGAUC